AUGGGGGACGCUACGGAGAGGAUUCAUAUAAAGAAUUGCUACGCUGAGCCGUGGAAGGUCCCCUACUCGGACAUCCGCUUGGCGAGCAAGCAGACCGAGUCCGUCGGAAUGGCCUGCAGCUAUCGAUAUGUUGCGGCCCCAUGGGAUGUCGGUGGGGGAGGUAUGAUGGGCCUCAUUAACCUAGCGGACUGUGGCCGUAACCCUCCCGUGACGAAGAUAAAGGGACACACUGGAUCUAUACAAGACCUGGCAUUCAGCCCUUUCUAUGAGUCGAUUCUUGCCUCUGGAUCAGAGGACAUGACGAUCCGCAUUUGGGACGUCCCCAGCGAUCCGCCUCCUGGGCACGAGCUAAAGGACCCCGUAGCCAUCCUGACGGGCUCUGCCAAGAAAGUAAUCGCUACAGAAUGGAACCCUGUAGCGGAUUUUAUCCUUGCAUCGGGUUGCUUCGACGGGACCGUUGCGCUUUGGGACGUCGAUUCAGCGUCCUUAGUCAAUUCGAUCUCGCUGAGCGACUCGGUUCUUUCUGUUAAAUGGAGCAACUGCGGAGACAAACUCGCUACAACAAGCAAAGAUAAAGCCCUCAGCAUAAUUGACCCCCGAGCAAAGAACGUUGUGGCCUCAGUCACCUGCCACGAGGGCCCCAAAGCAACUAAAUGCUGUUGGGUCGAUGGAUUCGCUGGCGCCGCUGGCCAUGUGCUCACUACUGGAAGUAGCAAGACUAACGUUAGGGAGUUACACCUGUGGGACGUCAAGAACAUAACCAAGCCGCUUGUUCGCGUGGAAAUUGACCGUGGUUCGCAGCCAUUGUAUCCAAUCUUCGACGAAACCCUCGGGAUGCUCUAUGUGGCAGGCAAGGGCGACGGCAACCUACGGUACUUCCAGUUAUGUGGGGGAGAACUUCGUCGUGUUGACGAGUACCGAUCGAACGUCCCCAUCAAGUCUUUCUGUUUCAUUCCAAAGCUGGCUGUUGACCAGAAGCGGGCGGAGGUAGGGCGGAUGCUCAAGAACGAGAAUGGAAAGGUCCUUCUUCCCGUUUCAUUUAUUGUCCCCCGAAAGAACAUGGACGUGUUUCAGGCUGACCUAUACCCGCCUACUCCUGGCGUCGAUGCAGCCCUGACUGCAGCUGAGUGGCUGUCCGGGAAGAAUGGAGAAGUCAAGCGGAUUGUGCACCAGCCUGGAAACACUCCGCAGUUCAAAGGGGCUGCGAAGAGUCGCGUAACCCAAGCAGGAGGAGUUCGGAGGCUUGAAUCUGUCAGAAGCGUUUCUGAGCAGGCGCCGUCUGUGUUGCAAAAGACUGUAGAGAAGGCCCAAGACGAGACGAAGAGACUCGACGCCGUCAACAAGUCACAGGAAACGCAGAUUCACCAACUACAAGCUCGUAUCAAGGAACUUGAACCUCUGGAGGCGAAGGUGAAGCAGCAGGAGGCCAAGAUUAAAGCUCUUGAGAGCCAAGUACAAGAAUCAGCGAAGCAGAGUUCCAGCACCAGCUCGGGGGAGUUGGAGGAAAAUAUGCGGCAGCUUGAAGCCGAUAAUGUAUCACUUCGUGCCCAGCUCGAAGACAGCUCCUCGAAGGUGGUUCAGGCACUGAAAGAAUGCAAGGCCAAAGAUGCGGAACUGCAGAAGCUCCGUAGUCAGCUGGACGCAGCUGAGAAACAACUGGCGGAGCUAAGCAGCAACAUGGCAAGGGCCGAGGGUACAUUACACCGAGCUGCUACUUUGUCGGGGCUGGAUGAAGGCGUUCGCCAGGAGUUUAACGAAAUGAGGGACUUCUUCCGGGAGAUUCUAGACGGGACACUAGUUGAACUAAACAAGGAAUGA
This is a messenger RNA of Eimeria mitis, 1818 nucleotides long. Its product is annotated as Coronin, related. NCBI's taxonomy places the organism in Eukaryota, Apicomplexa, Conoidasida, Eucoccidiorida, Eimeriidae. The transcript has 16 exons. Gene Ontology annotation, molecular function: actin filament binding. The record is from RefSeq and is a predicted model, not a curated record. Bases 1 to 1818 code for a protein of 605 amino acids. Gene Ontology annotation, biological process: actin filament organization.